Messenger RNA from Rubroshorea leprosula, 2054 nucleotides. The record is from the annotation of a GenBank genome assembly. NCBI's taxonomy places the organism in Eukaryota, Viridiplantae, Streptophyta, Magnoliopsida, Malvales, Dipterocarpaceae.
CAAGUCAUAAAGAAAUAGACUGCAAAUAAUCAGUCUUAGAAUUCCAAACUGCAUUUGGGUUUUUAUUGGGAAUCUUCAGUGUGUCAAAAUAUUUUUGCUCGGUUUUAUCUCAUAAAAGCAGGCUAAAUUUUUGUUCGUUUCUUUUCUCUUUAACAAAAGAUGGGAGAUCAAUCCGCCUCAAAAACCCACAACCAGGUCUUUGCUCUCUCCAUUGAUGUCCAUUCAGCGGGCGGUGGCGUUCCCUCCAAAAAUUUGGACGACGACGGCCGUUUCAAGCGGACUGGGACUGUGUGGACCGCAAGUGCCCACAUAAUUACAGCUGUGAUAGGUUCUGGUGUUCUGUCCUUGGCUUGGGCCACAGCUCAGUUAGGUUGGAUUGCUGGUCCUGCAGUCAUGUUCUUGUUCUCUUUUGUCACUUACUACACCUCCAGUCUUCUGGCUGCCUGUUAUCGUUCCGGUGACCCUGUCACCGGGGAGAGGAAUUAUACUUACGUGGAUGCUGUUCGAUCAAAUCUAGGUGGCUUUAAAGUUAGGCUGUGUGGGUGGGUGCAGUACCUCAACCUUUUUGGAGUUGCUAUUGGGUAUACAAUUGCAUCAGCAAUUAGCAUGAUGGCAAUCAAAAGGUCAAACUGCUUCCACAAGAGUGGCGGCAAGAAUCCAUGUCAUAUGAACAGCAACCCUUAUAUGAUUGCAUUUGGCAUUGCCGAGGUAAUUUUCUCUCAAAUUCCUGACUUUCAUCAGUUGUGGUGGCUCUCCAUUGUUGCUGCAGUCAUGUCCUUCACUUACUCAACAAUUGGACUUGGUCUUGGAAUUGCUCAAGUUGCAGAAAAUGGAAAGAUUGCGGGAAGUCUAACUGGAAUAAGCAUUGGCACUGUGACUCAAACCCAGAAAAUAUGGAGGAGCUUCCAAGCUCUUGGAGAUAUUGCUUUUGCCUACUCGUAUUCCAUCAUCCUCAUUGAAAUUCAAGAUACCCUUAGAUCCCCGCCCUCAGAAUCCAAGACAAUGAAGAAGGCAUCUCUAAUAAGUGUUGCAGUAACUACCAUUUUCUACAUGCUCUGUGGCUGUAUGGGCUAUGCUGCUUUUGGAGACUUCUCCCCGGCAAACCUCCUAACUGGUUUUGGCUUCUAUAACCCAUUUUGGCUUCUUGACAUAGCCAAUGCAGCAAUUGUCAUCCACCUUGUUGGUGCUUACCAAGUAUACUGCCAGCCUCUUUUCGCAUUCGUUGAGAAACAAGCAGCAGAAAGAUUCCCAGAUAGUAAAUUCAUUACCAAAGAAAUCAAGAUCCCCAUUCCCGGUUUUCGCCCAUACAAUCUGAACCUCUUCAGGUUGUUAUGGAGAACAGUUUUUGUUAUCACCACCACUGUCAUCUCUAUGCUUCUUCCCUUCUUCAACGACGUGGUUGGACUCCUGGGAGCCCUGGGAUUUUGGCCACUUACAGUCUACUUCCCAGUAGAGAUGUAUAUUAAACAAAAGGGGAUACCAAGGUGGAGCACAAGAUGGUUGUGCCUCCAAACCCUGAGCAUGGCCUGCCUUAUUAUCACCGUUGCAGCUGCAGCUGGGUCUAUUGCAGGAGUUGUUCUUGAUCUCAAGUCGUAUAAACCCUUCUCCACCAGCUACUGAUUGAAUACAAUUCCAAACACAAGCAGCAAGAAUUGAUCAUUAGGAUUUAAGAUUUCAUGUUUACGUUCAUAUUGGGCCCCUAGAGUGAUCUGGUCAGUUUUUUGUUUUUGAAUAAGAGCAAUGGUUAGGAAGUUAGUAGAAAUAGUUGUUAACAACUGAGACUUUCUAGAAUGACUUCUUAAAAUGAUGAACAAUUCAUCUCCUCAAAAGAGGUGCAUGACCAUUAAGUCAUAAGAUGGUGGAUGGUGGAGUUCACCGCAAUACAAAGCUCGAUCUGACCAGUCCUAUUCCUAUUGUAUUUUUCUUUUCUUCUCUUUUCUUGUACUGUAAAAGUAAACGGGGCCUGGUGCAUGUAUCUCAAUCUCCUCCCAAUUUGUAACUUUUUGUUUAUUUUCCAAUGCAAAGACAAAUCGUAAAAAAUAGCGGGCAGAAAU